Notolabrus celidotus (New Zealand spotty) is the source of this 2061-nucleotide messenger RNA. It is a transcript of the gene snx22, whose product is annotated as sorting nexin 22. The coding region runs from base 237 to 806 and encodes 189 amino acids. The record is from RefSeq and is a predicted model, not a curated record. The transcript is spliced from 7 exons. NCBI's taxonomy places the organism in Eukaryota, Metazoa, Chordata, Actinopteri, Labriformes, Labridae. Gene Ontology annotation, molecular function: phosphatidylinositol phosphate binding.
UGGACUGCACCUUUAAUAUCUUAGGAUGAGCCUGUCUGGCGCUCGGGUUUGUCCACUAAUUAGUGUGUAGGUGGAGCACAGGAGGAAACCGAGCGGAGGGCGACAACAGACACGUUUGCUUUGGAUCAGUUCCUGGACGGGGAGAAGAAACCGAGUGAAGUUACCUCACAGUUUGGAGUCAGAGUUGAUCUCAGACAGUCGACAGAGUCCGGUGGUGUUGGAGGAAGAUUUUACAGAUGAUUGAAGUGUCGAUCCCCUCCAUGGAGAGGGAAGUGGACGAGUCGGGAAAGUCCAAAAAGCUUUUCAGAGUUGAAGUCUUGUUCAAUGAGAGGAAACACUUUGUGCUCAGAAGAGGCAGCGAGUUCCAGGCUCUGCACCGAAAACUCAGGAAAAUCAUCCAGGUCCCCGACUUCCCGAGCAAAAGGAACCCCCAUCUGAGGACCAAACCUCCAGAGCAGAGGAUGCAGGAGCUGGAAUACUACGUCCAGGAUAUCAUCUAUCAGGAUGAUGACGUGCCUCAGGUGCUGCUGGACUUCCUGCACGUUAAACACUUUCACACGGGGAACAAGAUCAGCAGCAUGGAAUCACUGGAUGAACUGGACAGUCAUGAUGACUGUUAUCAGUUACAACAUCAGCGAGUGUUUGGAUUUUUCCAGGAUCCGUAUAUUUCUGACCGCAGAUCAGAGCUCCCUGAUAUUGUUGUGGACGGGGUCCUUCAGGGUUUUUACCCCCGGGACAUCCGGGUCACCUUCACUGCCCCCACCGUCACCGAGCCUGACUCCUCUAUUUCUUUAGAAGAAGCCUGAUAUGAUAGUUUGAAAGAGACAAAGUUUUAAGAUAUCCUGUAACAAGGGCAUGAAAGAUGAAAGAAAAAGCCAUCAGCUUACAGUUACAAGCUGUUGAAGAGAAAUAGCCCAAACCAGGUCACUUUGAGGAUUCUUUUGUCCAAAACCAGAAGUCCCAGUGGGAUUUUAAUCUCAAACCAGCUUUAUAGUUCUCAUACUUCUGGUGCAAUGUUCAACCUCAUUCAAGCCCUGUGACUAUCUUUAUCCCCACUCGGCGUAUGUGACUGCUUUUGUACACAUGAAGAUGGGGAUUAUGUAGCAUUAAAUAGAUGUUUAGAGAAUGUCUUUUAUUCAUUUUACUGUCACUGAAGUUUUAAAAUAGAAGAGUUUUAAUAGAAAGGUGUGGGUGUGUAGAAAGACUUGAAUUUAAGGGGAAGAGAGGGUAGAUUUUUUUAAUGAUGUCAGUGAGGAAUGUGGGCAUUUAGUUGACAAAACAACACCCUCGCUAGUCAACACCAGCAUUAUAUAGAAUAUUUUUAAUGUAAGGCUGAAAUGCUUCUCAUAUGUUGUGUCCAAGCUGCAGUGCAGCAACGCGCCACUAGCAGGGGCUGUGGCUCCUAUUAGUGACCACUGCUCUACUACAGGGAUGUAAACAAACACAGAUGACUGGCAGCAUCCCGUAGCGUGGUGUGGUUUGGCAGUAUUUUGAUCUAGAAAAGUUGUAUAUAAGCUGUGUCUGGUUAUACUGCUAUAUAAACACUUGACUGGAGCAGUGUUUAAACAGCGCAGGCAUGUGGGCAUUAACCUGUAAGGAGGACCAAAGGCUGGUGGUGCUAGCUCUGCUGACUGUAGCCACAUUGUUUACCUGCAGACUCUGAUCCUGUGAUUAGCCGUGUUGGAUAAAUUAAGCUGAAAUCCGACUGUUUCUGAGUGUUUCCAUAAGACUAGUUGGUUGGCAGAAGUUAAAAUUUUCCCUCAAACGACCUGGAAGUUACUCACUUCAGUACAUCCCUAGUGUUUACAUUUUUACUUAUGGAUACACACUUGAGAAAAGUGUUCCAAAAACAUGUGCGUAAAGUGACCUUCAAUUUCAUACCAUGUUUUAGGACACACAGCCUUUUACCCUUCAGUCCAAACAGUGGUGUUUAGGUGGAGGUAUUUUGUAUCAUUUUGUAUGUAAAGAGAUGGUUCAGUAGAUGGUUUAUAUGUCAUUUUUGUAUAAUCUUGUUUAUAUCUUAACUCCAUAUGAAAAAUUAUAAUAAAGAUUUCAACAUGA